This is a messenger RNA of Triticum turgidum subsp. durum (durum wheat), 306 nucleotides long. The record is from the annotation of a GenBank genome assembly. Lineage: Eukaryota; Viridiplantae; Streptophyta; Magnoliopsida; Poales; Poaceae.
AUGUUAUACAAUAGUCCUGUUUCUGGUGCCUCAGGUUAUGGUCCUGUUGUUCAAGGUAGGCCUGUUGAAGGAAGACCCGUGAGAAUGCGGCGCCUUCCAUGCUGUGGGCUCGGCAUGGGCUGGCUUCUGUUCAUUGCCGGCUUCUUCUUGGCUGCCAUUCCGUGGUAUAUUGGUGCUUUCAUCCUAAUCUGUGUCCGGGUACAUGACCACAGAGAGAAACCAGGAUAUGUUGCCUGCACUAUUGCUGCUAUAAUUGCGGCCAUUGUUAUACCCCUUGGAGUAACAAAAGGAACAGACUCAUGGUGA